GAGAAAGAGAAAGUCUCACACACUAAUGCUUAAUGUGCUACAUGCUAUACCCUAUGAUCUGGUUAAUGAAUAUAAUUAACAUUUUAUCACAGUCACAAGGUUCUCCUGUCACACUUGUAAAUUCUCAUUCUAGUUCAGCCUCUGACCAACCAUGCUUAUCAGAAGAAUUAGACUCUGGGACUAACACUGCUUAUGCCAGUGGAUUUAAUGACAAUUUGAUGGUUGUGAGUCAUGAAAUGAAGCUUCAUGAGCUUAAUACACUUGAAUGGGAUGACCUCGUGCUUUCAAACGACAACACCUCUAUAGCCGCUAGUGGAAAUGUUCAAUCCUUUAAUCAACAAAAACCAAAGUUUUCUGAAAGGGAGCUCUGGCAAUCUAUACCUCGUUCAUUUUCUUUUAGCUUCACAAAGUUUAGCAUUUUGAUGAGCUAUGUCAACCUUAAUACACUCAAGUAGGUGUCCGUCACCAUUGUACUUAGCAGUAACUCUUCGAGAUAAAUUAGAAACUCGAGCAAGAGCAAGAACAAGAUCAUCAUGAGUCUUCCAUACUUGUUGAACCUGAAAUUAAGGAGGCAGAGAAGCCUGGGGCAGAGGAUCAAUUCAUGACCCCAUUGUUUGAAUCAAUGGACAUAAUAAUGAUGAAUGAUUUCUGUACAGAGUAAGUUCCAAUUUUAGAACCUGAUGAGAUCCUUGCUCCAUGUGCUGGUGAUGCCUUUACUUCAUCAACAACAACAACCAUUUCUUCACAUAAACAAGCUUUGAGAUACAGCAGCACCACCUACUUAAUCGAAUAAGAAUUGAUGAGGACAAUGAUGAUGAUGGGGAUGAAGAUAACACUAGGAUUAUAGCGAUAAA
This is a messenger RNA of Arachis stenosperma, 854 nucleotides long. RefSeq names its product calmodulin-binding transcription activator 5-like. The record is from RefSeq and is a predicted model, not a curated record. Lineage: Eukaryota; Viridiplantae; Streptophyta; Magnoliopsida; Fabales; Fabaceae. The transcript has 4 exons. Bases 33 to 455 code for a protein of 140 amino acids.